This is a messenger RNA of Seriola dumerili (greater amberjack), 10752 nucleotides long. It is a transcript of the gene nbeab, whose product is annotated as neurobeachin-like. The record is from RefSeq and is a predicted model, not a curated record. Gene Ontology annotation, biological process: intracellular protein localization. Gene Ontology annotation, cellular component: cytosol; membrane. The transcript is spliced from 57 exons. Lineage: Eukaryota; Metazoa; Chordata; Actinopteri; Carangiformes; Carangidae. Gene Ontology annotation, molecular function: protein kinase binding.
AUGACAAGCGAGAGACCGGUGGCAAUGCCGGGCUCGGUGUCGCUCUCGGACCGACAACCUCCUCCAGGUCACAGGCAGCACACGGCUGCAGUCUCCGCUGGCUCCAGUGAGACAAUGAUGAUGUCCGCUUCAGGUUCAGUGGUCCUCCCGGCUGGGAUUAUCAAUCCAUCGGUUCCAAUCCGGAAUAUCAAGAUGAAAUUUGCUGUUCUCAUCGGACUGAUCCAGGUUGGAGAGGUUAGCAACCGGGAUAUUGUUGAAACGGUGCUGAAUUUGUUGGUGGGUGGUGAGUUUGAUAUGGAGACAAACUUCAUUAUACAGGAUGCGGAAAGCAUCGGCUGCAUGGUGGAGCUGUUGGAGCACUGUGAUGUCACCUGUCAGGCUGAAAUCUGGAGCAUGUUCACCGCCAUCCUUCGAAAAAGUGUUCGAAACCUGCAAACAAGCACCGAGGUGGGCCUCAUCCAACAGGUGCUGCUCAAAAUGAGCUCGGUGGAAGACAUGAUUGCAGACCUGCUUGUGGACAUGUUGGGAGUGCUAGCCAGCUACAGCAUCACAGUGAAAGAACUGAAGUUGCUCUUCAGCAUGCUACGAGGAGAAGGAGGCCUCUGGCCGAAGCAUGCAGUCAAAAUGUUGUCAGUGCUGAAUCAGAUGCCCCAGCGACAUGGUCCAGAUGCCUUCUUCAACUUUCCUGGUCGCAGUGCAGCAGCCAUCGCUUUACCUCCUAUUGCCAAGUGGCCUUAUCAGAAUGGGUUUACGUUCAACACCUGGUUCAGAAUGGAUCCCUUGAAUAACAUCAAUGUUGACAAGGACAAACCAUAUCUCUACUGCUUUCGCACCAGCAAGGGCAUUGGCUACUCUGCACAUUUUGUUGGUAACUGCUUGAUCGUGACAUCACUCAAGUCUAAAGGAAAAGGUUUCCAGCAUUGUGUGAAGUAUGAUUUUCAGCCCAGAAAGUGGUACAUGAUCGGUAUAGUUCACAUCUACAGCCGCUGGAGAAACAGUGAAAUUAGAUGCUACGUUAAUGGACAGCUCGUUUCUUAUGGAGACAUGGCAUGGCACGUCAACACAAAUGAUAGUUAUGAUAAGUGCUUCCUCGGCUCCUCGGAGACAGCAGAUGCUAACAGAGUAUUCUGCGGGCAGCUAGGAGCCGUCUACGUAUUCAGCGAGGCCCUCAAUCCCGCACAGAUAUUUGCAAUUCAUCAGCUUGGGCCAGGCUACAAGAGCACAUUUAAGUUCAAGUCAGAGAGUGAUAUCCACUUAGCAGAACAUCACAAACUAGUGUUGUAUGAUGGCAAGUUGGCUAGCUCCAUCGCCUUCACCUAUAAUGCCAAGGCCACUGAUGCCCAGCUCUGCCUGGAGUCCUCCCCUAAAGAAAAUGCCUCCAUCUUUGUGCACUCACCGCACGCCCUUAUGCUACAGGAUGUGAAAGCCACAGUGACUCACUCCAUCCACAGUGCCAUCCACUCCAUUGGUGGGAUCCAGGUGCUCUUUCCCCUCUUUGCUCAGCUGGACUAUCGUCAGCUGAACGACAGCCAGGUGGAAACCACUGUAUGUGCCACUCUCUUGGCCUUUCUGGUUGAGCUGCUCAAGAGCUCUGUGGCCAUGCAGGAGCAGAUGCUGGGAGGAAAGGGCUUUUUGGUGAUUGGAUACCUGCUAGAGAAGUCAUCACGUGUACACAUCACCAGGGCUGUAUUAGAGCAGUUCCUCUCCUUUGCAAAGUAUCUGGACGGUUUGACACAUGGGGCACCACUGCUGAAGCAGCUGUGUGACCACAUCCUGUUCAAUGCUGCCAUCUGGAUCCACACCCCUGCCAAGGUACAGCUCUCUCUGUACACAUACCUUUCUGCUGAGUUUAUUGGCACGGCAACCAUCUAUAACACAAUUCGUCGAGUGGGCACAAUGCUUCAGCUCAUGCAUACACUAAAGUACUACUACUGGGCCGUCAACCCUGCAGACAGCAGUGGCAUCAUGCCAAAGGGUCUUGAUGGUCCAAGGCCGACCCAGAAAGAAAUAAUUUCUCUGCGGGCAUUCAUGCUUCUCUUCCUCAAGCAACUCAUCCUGAAGGACCGAGGGGUGAAGGAGGAUGAGUUGCAGAGCAUCCUAAACUAUUUGUUAACAAUGCAUGAGGAUGAGAAUCUGCAUGAUGUGUUACAGUUGGUGGUAGCCCUAAUGUCUGAGCAUCCAGCCUCCAUGAUCCCUGCUUUUGACCAGAGAAAUGGAAUACGGGUAAUCUACAAGCUCAUGGCCUCUAAGAGUGAAAGCAUUCGAGUACAAUCCCUCAAAGUCCUUGGGUACUUUCUCAAGCAUUUGGGCCACAAGAGGAAGGUGGAGAUCAUGCACACACACAGCCUCUUUACUCUCCUGGGAGAGAGGCUCAUGCUGCACACCAACACUGUGACGGUGACGACCUACAACACUCUGUAUGAGAUUUUGACAGAGCAGGUGUGCACACAGGUAGUUCACAAACCUCAUCCUGAGCCUGACUCCACUGUCAAGAUUCAGAACCCAAUGAUUCUCAAGGUGGUGGCAACCUUAUUGAAGAACUCUGCCCCCAGCACAGAGCUGAUGGAGGUUCGGCGGCUCUUCCUUUCAGACAUGAUCAAACUGUUCAGCAACAGCCGAGAGAACAGACGGUGUCUACUUCAGUGUUCUGUAUGGCAGGACUGGAUGUUUUCUCUUGGCUACAUCAAUCCUAAAAACUCAGAUGAGCAGAAGAUCACUGAGAUGGUGUACAACAUCUUUCGAAUUCUGCUCUACCAUGCCAUCAAGUAUGAGUGGGGAGGAUGGCGUGUGUGGGUGGAUACACUCUCUAUAGCCCACUCUAAGGUGACAUAUGAGGCACAUAAAGAGUACUUGGCUAAGAUGUAUGAAGAGUACCAGCGCCAGGAGGAGGAGAAUAUUAAGAAAGGGAAGAAAGGGUUGGUCAGUACCAUCUCUGGUCUAUCUUCUCAGGCCUCUGGCAUCAAGGGUGCAAUCAGAGAAAUUGAUGAUAACUCCCAGACACCUGAGAGUGAGACGGACUAUGAGAGUGCCGACUCACGCAACUUGCUGGCUGAAGGAAAGGGGCCUGAAGAGGCUCUGAGUGGAACGGGGGGUGCAGUAGAUGGGGUCAGGGUUGAAGUUCAUGACCUUCUUGUGGACAUCAAGGCUGAAAAGGUGGAGGCUACUGAGGUUAAACUGGAUGAUAUGGAGUUAUCCUCUGAAACUCUGGGAGUAUCUGAGAAUGGAACGCUGGUGGAGGUCGAUUCUCUGUUGGAUAAUGUUUAUUGUGCUGCAGUGGAAAAGCUCAACAGUAAUGCCAACAGCAUGUUGUUGCCAAAGGGCAGCAUAGAUGAUCAAAAUGCACCCCCGCUCAUUACGCUAGAUGAUGACAAGGAUAGUAUCCCUAGCAGCAACAACUUCCUGUUUGGCGAGGUGACAGGCAGCAUCGAGGAUAAGCUACUGCCUGAUCUCAGUCCAGCUGAGCCUCUGGUCCUGCCCAGCCCAGAGCCUCCAGUGCACACCAGUGCCAGUGAUGAACUGGGCCUUCUAGCUCACAUGACAGGUGGCUCUGAGCUUGGCUCUUUACCUAGUAUCCUGGAGAAGGAUGAGUUUGAACUACAGGCAGCCUUGGAGGGCAUCAGCUCUGUGGCUGGUACUGAGGCUGAGGCCUCCUACAAAAGCCCAGAGGUUACUGAGGGCACAGCUGCAGCGGUAUCUGAUGGGGACCCCUCGGCCAGUAAGACCAGCAGUACAGCAGAUGCAACAAGCAACACUUCUGACACAGAGAGAUCAGAUGAUGGCAAAGACAAGGAAAUGAAGAAGAUUCAGACAACAGCCACCACACAGAGUCUACAUGGCCGUCUAGCCACUCAAAUGGAGCGGGACAUACGUGUGGACCUGGGCUUCAGGGGGAUGCCCAUGACAGAGGAACAGCGACGCCAGUUCAGCCCUGGCCCACGCACCACCAUGUUCCGCAUCCCAGAGUUCAAAUGGUCAGCCGUGCACCAGAGACUGCUCACUGACCUGUUGUUUGCACUGGAGAGUGACGUCCAUGUCUGGAGGAGCCACUCCACCAAAUCUGUCAUGGACUUUGUUAAUAGUAAUGAGAACAUCAUCUUUGUCCACAACACCAUCCACCUCAUCUCACAAAUGGUAGACAACAUCAUUAUCGCUUGUGGAGGGAUUUUGCCCCUUCUCUCAGCGGCCACCUCUCCCUCUGUAAGUGCACCUUACUGUCUCCACUGAAGGGGUAUAAUGCCAUCUAGUGGUAGCUUAUUAUAAGUGCUUGGACUAUAGUCUGUAGUUCACAACAAUACUCUAUGCAUGUGUGGAAAAUGACGUGGGACGGAGUUGGACAACAUCGAGGCAACGCAGGGCAUGUCCUCAGAGACCGCCAUCACUUUCCUGUCCCGUCUCAUGGUUAUGGUCGACGUGUUGGUGUUCUCAAGCUCCCUCAACUUCAGUGAGAUUGAGGCUGAGAAGAACAUGUCCUCUGGUGGCUUGAUGCGUCAGUGCCUCAGGCUUGUGUGUUGUGUGGCUGUUAGGAACUGUCUGGAGUGCAGGCAGAGACACAGAAAUAAGUCUUCCAUUCCCAACAACAACAAGACUCAGGAAAUCCUGCUAAAUGCUGUGACUUCCAGCAAGACAGCCAUAGAGCUUGUCCCUAGUAACCUGUCUCCCAUCAAGGACCCUGAUCGCCUUCUGCAGGAUGUGGACAUCAAUCGUCUGCGCGCUGUGGUGUUUCGUGAUGUGGAUGACAGCAAGCAGGCCCAGUUCCUGGCUUUAGCUGUGGUGUAUUUCAUCUCUGUCCUCAUGGUCUCCAAGUACCGUGACAUCCUGGAGCCCCAACGUGAGACUGCCAGGAUAAGCAGCCAGUCAGUCCGCAGCGCACGUCAGGAGAUCACCUCACCAACCAGCACAGAAACACCUCUAGCAUUUGACAGCAGUAAGGACCAUCUUGUGCCAUCAGAAGACCUCCACAUGGAGAGCUGUCUUCCCCACACAGACUCUGGGAUCGGAGAAGAGCAGGUAGCCAGUGUCCUUAAUGGGUCUGACCUAGACCACAGCGCUGGAGGGCCGUUCACCAUGAGUGAGCAGAUAUCUACGUUGUCCUCAGAGGUGAAGAAGUCCCAGGAGAGUCUGUCCGACCCACCCAGUGUGGAGGUGCUGAAACAGACCUCCUCCAUCACCAGCAUUAGCCAGCCCAACAAGGGCAUCAGUGUCAAAGAGAUUUUGAAGAGCCUGGUGGCGGCUCCAGUGGAGGGAAUGGAGGCUGGGCUGGAGCCUGUGUCCUACCCAGACCCUGCUGCUAAAGCUCAGGCCCAAGCCAUGCUUCCCAUGCAGUUUCACUCCUUUGACAGGAGUGUGGUUGUGCCUGUGAAGAAAACCUCCCCUGGCAGCCUCGCAGUUCACACUGUAGGAAGUAGCAGCACCACCUCUGCUGGGCUGACAGCUGGCAGCACCCCCAACAUCUUUGCUGCUGCCUCUGUGACGCCCAAAAGCAUGAUCAACACCACAGGAGCCACUGAUGCAGCCCCCUCUACCUCCUCAUCUUCUAGUUUUGUUAAUGGAGCAACCAGUAAAAAUCUGCCUGCCGUGCAGACGGUGGCUCCGAUGCCUGAAGACACAGUAGAAAACAUGAGUGCCUUUUGUGAAGUGGACCAGUGUCCACUACGCCAGGGACUGACACCUCCUGAGCUCAAACCCUUUAGCUCCCUGACAGGAUUACAGGCAGCCUCCAGAGGUGCAGGCCAGUGUCUUAGCAUUACUACAAAGCUGGAGAGGGCCUUGGAAAAGGUUGCACCCCUGCUGCGAGAGAUCUUUGUGGACUUUGCACCUUUUCUAUCACGUACCCUGCUGGGCAGCCAUGGGCAAGAGUUGCUCAUAGAAGGCACAGGUCUAGUAUGUAUGAAGUCAAGCACCUCAGUGGUGGAGCUCGUCAUGCUGCUUUGUUCUCAGGAAUGGCAGAACUCCAUUCAGAAGAAUGCUGGCCUGGCCUUCAUUGAGCUAAUUAAUGAGGGAAGGUUGCUCUGCCAUGCCAUGAAGGACCACAUAGUUCGGGUUGCCAACGAGGCUGAAUUCAUCCUGAACAGACAGCGAGCGGAGGACGUCCACAAACACGCAGAGUUUGAGUCCAACUGUGCCCAAUAUGCCGCUGAUAGAAAAGAAGAAGAGAAGAUGUGUGACCACCUGAUCAGUGCUGCUAAACACAGAGACCAUGUGACGGCCAAUCAGUUAAAGCAGAAAAUCGUCAACAUCCUCACCAACAAGCACGGAGCCUGGGGGACACUGGCCCAAAGUCAGCUGCACGACUUCUGGCGUCUUGACUACUGGGAGGAUGACCUGCGGCGGAGGCGGAGAUUUGUCAGAAACCCAUUUGGCUCCACCCAUUUAGAUAUCACAUGCAAGUCACUGCAGGAGUAUGGUACAGAGGAAGAUGAGUUGGUCAAGUCUAAGAAGGCCUUCCGCAGCCAAACUGUGGCCAGCCAGAACCCUGAGACAGAGCUGAUACUUGAUGGAGACGAUGAUGCUGUCAGCCUGCUGCAGGAGAAGGAGAUGGACAACCUGGGUGGCCCAGUGGUUCUGAGCAGCCCGGCCCAGCUUGUUGCCCCUGUCCUGGUGGCGCGGGGGACCUUGUCCAUCACCACCACCGAGAUCUACUUUGAGGUGGAUGAGGAUGACCCUGCCUUCAAAAAGGUCGACCCAAAGGUUUUAGCAUACACCGAGGGCUUACAUGGGAAGUGGAUGUUCAGCGAGAUCCGGGCGGUCUUCUCCAGACGCUACCUCCUGCAGAACACAGCGAUUGAGGUCUUCAUGGCCAACAGAACAUCAGUCAUGUUCAACUUUCCUGACCAGGCCACAGUAAAGAAAGUGGUGUACAGUCUUCCUCGAGUUGGAGUGGGCACCAGCUAUGGACUUCCACAAGCCAGACGCAUCUCCCUGGCCACCCCUCGACAGCUUUUCAAAUCCUCCAACAUGACUCAGCGAUGGCAGAGGAGAGAGAUCUCCAACUUUGAGUACCUCACGUUUCUCAACACUAUUGCAGGGAGGACAUACAAUGACCUGAACCAGUACCCUGUCUUUCCCUGGGUCCUCACCAACUACGACUCUGAGGAGCUGGACCUGACCUUGCCAGGGAACUUCAGAGAUCUCUCAAAGCCUGUUGGUGCUCUGAAUCCAAAGCGCGCAGCAUUCUACGCUGAACGCUAUGAGACAUGGGAAGACGACCAGACACCACCUUGUCAUUACAACUCCCACUACUCCACUGCUGCCACCGCCCUGCACUGGCUUGUCAGAAUAGAGCCCUUCACCACGUUUUUCCUCAGUGCCAAUAACAACAAAUUUGACCACCCUGAUCGCACCUUCUCAGCCAUUGACCGCUCCUGGAGAAAUUGUCAGAGGGACACCUCUGAUGUAAAGGAACUGAUUCCUGAGUUCUACUACCUCCCGGAGAUGUUUGUCAACAGCAACGGCUACCAUUUGGGAAUGAGGGAGGACAGGACCAUGGUUUGUGAUGUGGACUUGCCAGCCUGGGCCAAGAAGCCUGAGGACCUUGUUAGGAUAAACAGGAUGGCCCUGGAAAGCGAGUUUGUGUCAUGUCAGCUGCAUCAGUGGAUUGACCUUAUUUUCGGCUACAAGCAGCGAGGCCCAGAGGCGGUGCGUGCCCUCAACGUCUUUCACUACCUGACUUACGAGGGCUCCAUCAACCUGGACAGUAUCACUGACCCUUUGCUCAGAGAGGCCACAGAGGCGCAGAUCCAGAGCUUUGGACAGACGCCAUCUCAGUUGCUUAUUGAGCCACAUCCUCCACGCAGCUCCGCCAUGCACCUGUGUUUCCUUCCACAGAGUCCUCUCAUGUUCAAGGACCAGAUGCAGCAGGACGUCAUCAUGGUUUUGAAGUUUCCAUCCAAUUCGCCUGUAACCCAUGUGGCCGCCAACACUCUGCCACAUCUCAACGUACCUGCUGUGGUCACCGUCACCUGCAGCCGCCUAUUUGCUGUCAACCGUUGGCACAACACCGUUGGUCUCCGAGGAGCACCAGGCUACUCUCUGGAGCAGGCCCAUCACUUACCCAUAGAGAUGGACUCUCUGGUUGCCAACAAUACUGGGAGCAACAAGCGUCAGAUCACAGACCUAGUGGACCAGAGCAUCCAAAUCACCACACAGUGUUUUGUGGUGACAGCUGACAACCGCUACAUCCUGGUGUGUGGCUUCUGGGACAAGAGCUUUCGUGUGUACUCCUCCGAGACAGGCAAGCUGACGCAGAUAGUUUUUGGCCACUGGGAUGUUGUGACAUGUCUGGCCAGGUCAGAAUCUUACAUUGGAGGAGACUGCUACAUCGUCUCUGGGUCCAGGGAUGCAACCCUGCUGCUGUGGUACUGGAGUGGGCGGCACCAUAUUAUUGGCGACAACCCGAAUAACAGUGACUACCCAGCCCCAAGAGCAGUUCUGACAGGUCACGACCAAGAAGUUGUGUGUGUGUCAGUCUGUGCAGAGCUGGGCCUGGUCAUCAGCGGAGCCAAAGAGGGUCCAUGUCUGGUCCACACCAUCACAGGGGACCUGCUGCGGGCUCUGGAGGGGCCCGACCACUAUCAGUGCCCACGGCUUAUCUCAGUGUCCAGCGAGGGCCACUGCAUCAUCUACUACGAGAGGGGCCGCUUCUGCAACUUCAGCAUUAAUGGAAAACUGCUGGCACAGAUGGAGGUCAAUGAUUCCACUAGGGCUAUUCUCCUGAGCAGUGAUGGCCACAACCUGGUGACAGGCGGGGACAACGGCGUGGUGGAGGUUUGGCAGGCAUGUGACUUCAAACAGCUCUACAUCUACCCAGGCUGCGACGCUGGCAUCCGAGCCAUGGAUCUGUCACAUGAUCAGAGGACUUUGAUCACAGGCAUGGCCUCUGGCAGUAUUGUGGCAUUUAAUAUCGAUUUCAACCGGUGGCACUAUGAGCAUCAAAACAGGUACUGAGGCGAGAGAUCCACGCAGCAGAAGCCAAGUGUAGAAGGUUAAGAGGAACACUUACCAACCAGUGACCGGACAGUGCUGCUGAAGACCCACAGUGCAUAGAGGAGAUCCAGUGGACUGGAGAACAUCAGCAUGGUGUAGCUAAUAAAGAACAAGGGGUGCGCCCACAUGUUCAUCUGAACUUGUUGCCAAUUGUCUGUUGCCGAACAAUCUGAACAUUUUGUGUUGGUUUUCAUGUCUUACCUGAGCACCAGCAGAAGCAAUUCCACAACUGAGUGAAGCAGGUGUGUAGUUCUGGACAAGGAGAGACUGAGAUCAACUUAAGUUAACACAAUUACACAGUUAAGUUUAAAACAGACUUAAUGUAAGCUUUGAAGUUCCUGUUUCAAACUGUGAAAAUGCAAAACAAAACGAAUCCUCUGUUAAGAGCAUUUAUACAACAUUUGUAUGACAGAUACAUAUCUCAACUGGAACACUUUUAUAGGAAAAAAGCUAACCUGUAAAUAUGGACAGUGUAAAGUGUUUCUUUCCUGUAAAGGUUGAGAUAAAGAUCUAAAUGCUGUUAGACUAGCCACCAUGUUAACGACAUUUCAAUCAUGUGAACCAUGUAUAGAUGUCCAAAAUGUCUUCAUUGCACACAGAUAUUAGUUGGUUAGUAAUAUACGUAUAUGACCAUUGUUUGCUCAUUGUUAUUUACAGUGGUCAAAAUGUAUGUGUAUGUGAAAAGACAAAAUGUUCAUUGCUAAUUUGUUGUGUUUAAAUGUCUAUAUGGAAGAAAAGUCAAAUUCAGUGUGAGCUUAGUCCUUUGUGAAGUAUUUGUUUUUUUUAUUAUGUCAAAGAGGAUAAUUGUGAUAUUUCCAUACUUACUUUAAAAUGAGGACUAUUUUGUUUAUUAAUGGCAAAGAAAUAAAAUUACUGACUGUAAGAUCUUGAAAUGAUACAAGUGGGACAUUUGUAACAGCAGUUAUCAAGCUUUUCUUUUGUUAUUUCAGUUUCUUCCAAAAAAAUGUGCAGACGAUCAAAUAAUAGAUUUGUUGGAUAGUUUCACGACUGUUAACGUGUUUGUGGUAAAGAUGUGAGACAUUUUGUAAAAAGGAAGUGUCAUUUUUAAGACGUUCUACAAUUGUUGGAACUGCAAACAGUAAUACUCAAAUUUUCUGUUUGUCUAUUUUAGCGCAAAAUGUUUGCUCCUUCAUUUUAAAUCGGUGAAAUCAUGAACACAGGUUCAUUCUGUAACACCAUGCAUUGGUAAGAACUAUUAUCACUUGCAGAAAAGGUCUAAGGAAGGUUUUCAGCUGCGUGACAAUAAAUUAUCUAAUGAUGAACAGGCGAGUGUUCCAAAAGUGACUACGGUCUAUUUUUGGUAAUAUGAAAGCAAUUGUGUCUGCAUUUAAUUGCUGAAAUGAGAAGUCGGUCACUGUGAGCUGACAAUUUAAAAUGAACAAAAAUAUGCAAAUGGUUUUGACUUUGGAUUUUGAUUUUCUAGUGGUGCUACAAGACACCACCCUACCCAAAGCUGAAGUUUGCAUGCUAAGAGCUACUGAAGGCAUUGGGUUCACUUUGCUUUCCUGUGAAAUCAUUUAGUGUCGUGAAUUUACAUUUGUUUGACAAAAAAAAAAAAAAAAUUUAGUUAAUGUUGGCAUUAAGCUGUGCAUUUUGAUUUUAUGUAACAUUUUAAGAUAGGUUAUGAUUAAUUUUGCAUACAUUUUGGAAAAGGUAGGAUAUGUUUGAAGCUUAUCUGAUUAUAUCAAAAUUAAUAACUAAAUUCAACUGCUAUCAUUUUUUUGUUUUUAAUAAAACUGAAUAAAUAUC